AUGUCGAGCGCCGAGGCCGCUGCGGGGGACCGGGACGACGACGAGGUCGUCCACGACUUCGCCCCGCUCCUCGUGGUGUACAAGAGCGGCCGCCUCGAGCGGCCCAUCGCCAUGCCGCCUGUCCCGCCAGGUCUCGACGCCGUCACAGGCGUCGCGUCCAGGGACGUGGCACUCUCCCCGCACUCCUUCGCGCGCCUCUACCUCCCGCCCGCCGCCACCGACGAGAACUCGAGGAAGCUCCCCGUGGUCGUCUACUUCCACGGCGGCGGCUUCGUGAUCGGGUCGGCCGCGUCCGCCGCGUACCACCGCUGCCUCAACGACCUCGCCGCGGCCUGCCCCGCCGUCGCCGUCUCCGUGGACUACCGCCUCGCGCCGGAGCACCCGCUCCCCGCCGCGUACGAGGACUCCCUCGCGGCCCUCGAGUGGGCGCUCUCCGCCUCUGACCCGUGGCUCGCGGCGCACGGCGACCCCUCCCGCAUGUUCCUGGCCGGGGACAGCGCGGGCGCCAACAUCUGCCACCACCUCGCCAUGCACCUGGGCAUCCGGGGCGCCGGCCUCAGGGGCGUCGUGCUGAUCCACCCGUGGUUCUGGGGCAGGGAGCCCGUCGGCGGGGAGCCCUGGGGCCCCGCGAAGAUGCAGAAGGGCCUGUGGGAGUUCGUGUGCCCCGGCGCGGUGGGCGGCGAGGACGACCCCCGGAUGAACCCGAUGGCGCCGGGCGCGCCGGGGCUGGAGGGCCUGGCGUGUGGGAAGGUGAUGGUGUGCGUGGCCGAGGGGGACGUCCUGCGGUGGCGCGGGAGGCUGUACGCGGAGGCGGCGGCGCGGGCGAGGGGCGCCGAGCCGCGCGUGGAGCUGUUCGAGUCGGAGGGGGUCGGCCACGUCUUCUACCUGCUGGAGCCCGCGGCGGAGAAGGCCAGGGAGCUGCUGGACAGGAUCGCGGCGUUCGUCAGUACGGAGUGA
Messenger RNA from Panicum hallii, 957 nucleotides. RefSeq names its product probable carboxylesterase 13. Gene Ontology annotation, molecular function: hydrolase activity. Bases 1 to 957 code for a protein of 318 amino acids. The transcript has a single exon. NCBI's taxonomy places the organism in Eukaryota, Viridiplantae, Streptophyta, Magnoliopsida, Poales, Poaceae. The record is from RefSeq and is a predicted model, not a curated record.